CAGUAAAGGGAUAAGCAGCUGAUCAACUAACUGCUAGCAAAGCUAACUAGCUACUACAACAUUGUUCUACGCAACCACUCCAGCGUGGCAUCUCACACCGUUUCGAAGGAAUUAAAAACCAUUCUUCUGCACUCAUGUUUUGACUUUCGGCGAUGGAGGCUUGACCUCUCCGAAUUAUAUUGAUAAACAACUAUUUUUAAAACACAAUUUAAGGACUUGGUUAUUUAUAGAAGCUACGUGGAUUUUUAGCUAGUUUUGUACGGGCCCGUCACACGGUUUGAUAGCUAGCGUUAGCUACAGGAGGCUGAUUGUUCGAGUCGUCUUGGCUCAGGGUUUUACAGAAGAAGCCGGUCGUCCUGAAAUGGACACAGGAGUUGUCCCAGAAAAGAAAAGGGUGAGUUCGGAGCGGAGGAAGGAGAAGUCCCGGGAUGCAGCGCGAUGCCGGAGAGGGAAGGAGUCUGAGGUGUUCUAUGAGCUGGCCCAGGAGCUCCCUCUUCCCCACAGCAUCACCUCCAACCUGGACAAGGCCUCCAUCAUGAGACUGGCCAUCAGCUACCUGCGCAUGAGGAAUCUGCUGAGCACAGAUGAAGGGGCGGUCGAGAAGGAGGAGCAGGAGGAGAGUGAGCUGGACUCCCAGUUCAAUGGCUCCUAUCUGAAGGCUCUGGAGGGCUUCGUCAUGGUGCUGUCUGAGGACGGGGACAUGAUCUAUCUCUCUGAGAACGUCAACAAGUGCUUGGGUCUUGCACAGUUUGACCUGACUGGACUUAGUGUGUUUGAAUACGCACACCCCUGUGACCACGAGGAGCUGAGGGAGAUGCUGGUUUACAGAACAGGGACGUCGAAAAAGUCCAAGGAACCUAACACCGACCGUAGCUUCUUCCUGCGGAUGAAGUGUACCCUCACCAGCCGGGGGCGCACGGUCAAUGUCAAGUCGGCCACCUGGAAGGUUCUCCACUGCUCAGGCCAUGUGCGGGUGCAUGAGGCCCCGGCUGAGCAGGGCUCCUGUGGGCACAAGGAGGUUCCUGUCCCCUACCUGGUGCUGGUGUGUGAUCCCAUCCCACACCCCUCCAACAUCGAGGCGCCGCUGGACACCAAGACCUUCCUCAGCCGCCACACUCUGAACAUGAAGUUCACGUACUGUGAUGAGAGGAUCACUGAGCUGAUGGGCUAUAAUCCGGAGGACCUGUUAAACCGCUCGGUUUAUGAGUACUACCACGCCCUGGACUCAGACCACCUCACCAAGACUCAUCACAACUUGUUUACGAAAGGUCAGGUGAGCACAGGCCAGUACCGCAUGUUGGCCAAGAGAGGAGGCUUUGUGUGGCUGGAGACUCAGGCCACUGUCAUCUACAACAACAAGAACUCCCAGCCCCAGUGUGUUGUGUGUGUCAACUAUGUGCUCAGUGGCAUUGAGGAGGAGAAGCUGGUCUUGUCUCUGGAGCAGAUUGAGGAUAUGAGGCCUGUGAAGAAGGAGCGGAUCGAGGAGGAAGAGGUGGAGGAGGAGAGCUCUGAGGCAGAAAUGUCCCCUGUGCCCCUAAAGGAGGAGCUGAGCCCAGAGCUGGAUGUUAUCAAGCUGUUCACCCAGGCCAUGGAGAAGGAGCCUGUGACCAGCCUGUACGACAGACUGAAGGCAGAACCAGAGGCCCUCACUGUUCUGGCCCCUGCUGCAGGAGACACCAUCAUCUCUCUGGACUUCAGCAGCCCUGACUCUGAUGUCCUCCUGAAGGAGGUGCCUCUCUACAACGAUGUGAUGCUGCCCUCUACUAGUGACAAGCUGGCGCUGCCUCUCUCACUGCUCCCCCCCAGUGAGCAGCCCCUGGCCCCCCUCUGCUCAGUGGACACCAAGGCUGGUCCAGACUCCUCCAGCAACCCGGUCAGCCACACCUCCUCUGAGCCUGAUGGCCCACUGGACUUCUGUUUCCCAAUGGACUCUGACAUCAACUCAGCAUUCAAACUGGACCUAGUUGAGAGCCUGUUUGCCAUUGACACAGAGCCCAAGACUCCUUUCUCCUCACAGGCCAUGGAGGACCUAGACCUGGAGAUGUUGGCUCCAUACAUCCCCAUGGAUGACGACUUCCAGCUGCGCACCCUGUCCCCAGAGGAGCCCCUGACGUGUGGCCCAGCCCAGCCCCCAGACAGCUCCCCCCACUGCUCUCCUCUGCGCCUGACCAAGGAGGUCCACAACUACCCCGGCUCCCCCUUCAGCGCCCCAAGCAGCCAGACGACUUCCCCUGCCCCAGCAGCCUUAGAGGCAGAUGACAGCCGUCGCUCUGCCUCCUUACUCACCAAAACGGCGCCUCAAGAGAUAUCACUCAGCAAAUUGGUCACCCAGAAUGCACAGCGCAAGAGGAAGUUAUCUCUGUCUCAAGCUUUCGGAAUAGGGGCACCACUCCAGGACCCUCCUGACUUGGGUAAGAAGCAGAAGGUGUGUGACCGUGGAAGCUCUGAGGGAACCUCCAACCGGACCGUACUGCUCCUGCCUACAGACCUGGCAAGCCGUCUUCUUGGCAUCUCCUCAGAGGGCAGCGGCUCGCCCUUCACCCUUCCCCAACUGACCCGGUAUGACUGUGAGGUCAACGCCCCCGUGGCGGGUCGCCAGCACCUGUUGCAGGGCGAGGAGCUUUUGCGUGCCCUGGACCAAGUCAACUGAGUCAGCACUUAGCCUGCCCCCUGCUGGACCAGACCAGACACUACACUUCUCCUCCAUCACUCCGUCCCUACCCGCUGUCCCUUUAUUUAUGUCUCUAUAAUAUCUAUCAGUUUGGUCUUAUAGUUUGGCUGCCAUCUGCAUCCACCAAGUGAUCUCUGCAGCAUUCCACCUUGAUGAACCUAGCAUCUUUACUGAGUUGGUGUAGGGGAGGUGGUAUUGUUUGCAGGUAAAGGCACCAAAUUGGUUCUUUCUUGGGAGUCUUUCAGACAGACAUGUAUGGUGCCUCCAUGGAUGACUGUUGUAAUGGGUCUCCAUGGGAAACGGCAGCGCUACUGCCAGCAUUGUAUUGUAAGCUUCAGUCGCACAAUUUAUAUUUUCAUAAAAAGAAAAAGAUUACCAGCAAUAUAUAUAUAUAUAUAUUAAAGUAACUGCCCAUGGAAAAUAUAUUCAUUUUUAGUCCAUCUUUUGUUAACACAUUCCCAAACUAUGUUGCUGACUUGUCCUAUACUCAUAUUGAUGGACAAAGCAUAUAUUUGAGGGAAGAAAACCACCCCAAACUUGUAUCUCAAACAGAUCUUUUAAAUGACCUGGACAACCAGUGGUCUAGAAAAGGAUGAGGGGGUUAAUUAGCAGUCUACUCGCAUGAAUAUGACUUUAAUGCCUAAUGACCGGCAUAUGCCCACACCAUUCCUACAAAGAAAUGCUGCUUUUUAAUACACAACACAUUUGAAAAGAUAACUACUUUGGUCAUAUUGUAAGUUUUUAUAGGUCAUAUUUCAAAGACAUCUGGAAACACUGGGCAGUUACUUUAAGCCUUUUUAAAAGAUUUUCAACCAUUUUCUUUUACUUUUCCUCUGUUUUCGUAUGUGGUAAAUAACAAUAGUCUUUGGUCCAGAAGAUUGAGUUUAAUGUUUAAAUCUAAAAUAUUUUUGAUGUUAUGUCCCCAUUACUGGUUACCAGUAUUUUAGGCCUAUGCAUUUAAUGUGUAGUCAUUUAGUACCAGUCACUUUAUUACAUUAAGUGUGUGUUUGUUGCUGUGCAUAGACCAGGGGAACGUUCAGAGAUUACUUUGAAGCCUUGUCAUAAGUAGUAAAUACUUAAAAAUGAAAUACAUGUUAGAGGUAUCUAAAUCCAAUGUUUGUUUUGAAUCAUGGAGAAAUGGCUUAAUUUGAUCAAUUGGUCAAUAUUUUGUUGACAGAUUCAGACGGUUCAUUUAGAUUAAUGUGGUGUGUACUUUUUCACCAUCAUAUUUUAUCUAUAUAAUUAUCCUGUCAUUAGUCAAAUGUGUAGUUCUUGCAUACCUGUUUUUUCAGUUUUGGUCCAGAUACUGCAGUGUUGGGUCUCAUUCAUGCUUCCUGUUGCUGUCUUAACAUAAAAUUGCUCCAUAAAGUUUUUUGCCAUGGUU
Molecule: messenger RNA, 4055 nt
Organism: Esox lucius (northern pike)
Lineage: Eukaryota; Metazoa; Chordata; Actinopteri; Esociformes; Esocidae
Gene: hif1aa
Product: hypoxia inducible factor 1 subunit alpha a
Exons: 14
Coding region: 362-2650 (762 amino acids)
Biological process (GO): cellular response to hypoxia; regulation of transcription by RNA polymerase II
Cellular component (GO): transcription regulator complex; nucleus; cytoplasm
Molecular function (GO): protein dimerization activity; DNA-binding transcription factor activity, RNA polymerase II-specific; RNA polymerase II transcription regulatory region sequence-specific DNA binding
Source: RefSeq, a predicted model, not a curated record